CGAAAUUCGAACCAGUAAUGCAUGAGAAAUAGUGGAAACAAGCUCCCUCAGCUCUACAGAGUACCUCGGCCUUGACUGAUCAUCGUUCAUCGUUACAGCCAGUACUUGGGCAUGAGAGCUCUCAAUCUAAAACCGAUUGUAUCUCAAGUUCCAAUUCUAACACAUCCGUCUUGUACUGAAUCAACCAUUAAAUAGACGAAGAGCUCAAAAUGGAGGCAGAACUAGCGGGCUUUACAUCCGGAGCCACCCUUAGAACAAUCGAAACACAACCGGGAACAUACCAUGUCAAACAAUUCAACAAUCAGGGCCUUCCGAAGAUGCUCCCGAGCCAGAUCUCCAAAGACUGGCAUCCGUUCAAUAGCACCAUUGGCGUUGUCGAGGUACAUGGCUACACCCACUCCCUCGCAUUCGACACAAUUGCCCAAGCCAGCAUCUACGGAAUUCAGCUCGGUACAUUUUCCGGGAACCCGGACCAGAGAUUUUCGAUCCGUGUUGAUUUACACUUUGCCCGGGGAACGAUCACAUUUAGCAUCAGGGGAGAUGAUGUAUGGCUGGGCGUGAAUAUGCAGGUGGUUAGACUGGGGGUUGACAAUGUGUUUGAGUCGGUGCAGUGUGUGGAAAACAAAUUGCUACAUACAAUGCCUCAGAUUCGACCUGAGCCGUGGGUGCCAACGCCAAUGAUGUAGGUAGAUACUCAUGAACGAAGGCUUUAUUUUAUACACUUAAACUAUUUUCGAACACUGAUUUUGACUGGAAGACCUGUGACAUAUGCUAGUUCGAAUCGGUCUUCUUGCCUCGGGGGCUCGAAUCCUUCGGGAAGGGUCACUUGGAAAUGGCGAAAAAUCCAUGCCAUGAUGGUGGCGAGCUCUGCGUAGGCCAAGUUCUGACCGAUGCACAUCCUCGAUCCUUUGGAAAAAGAGCAGAAAUAUUGAUC
This is a messenger RNA of Aspergillus ruber CBS 135680, 934 nucleotides long. RefSeq lists its product as uncharacterized. Bases 210 to 686 code for a protein of 158 amino acids. Lineage: Eukaryota; Fungi; Ascomycota; Eurotiomycetes; Eurotiales; Aspergillaceae. The record is from RefSeq and is a predicted model, not a curated record. The transcript has 4 exons.